Molecule: messenger RNA, 426 nt
Organism: Epithele typhae
Lineage: Eukaryota; Fungi; Basidiomycota; Agaricomycetes; Polyporales; Epitheliaceae
Exons: 3
Coding region: 1-426 (141 amino acids)
Source: RefSeq, a predicted model, not a curated record
AUGGAAAACCCUCCGCCUCUACGCUGUCUUCACUCUCUGACAGACAAACUACUCAAAACACGGUCUGCUUUCCGGCCCCUCCCCCGUCCCAAGGAAUCGCGUCUACGGAACAAGUCCUGGAUCGUCAUUCUGGUCACGCUUAUCCUGCGCGGCUGUGCAACGACUCCAACUUUCUCUCCUAUUGGCCGAAGCGCGGACACUGCAGCCCCUGGUCAAUUGCUCAUCGGAGAAGGACGACCAAAUCAUCAUACGGUGCACCUCACCUCACCCCCUCGCCUGAAUCGCCCGGUACGACGGGCAGACUUCCACUCUUUACUCGACACCCCUUGCGCUGCAUCCGAAGCGACGCGGCUGGUCGCCGUACGGGGGAUGCCGCGGUACUCGCGCACGGCUGCCCGCGGUGCCGCGAGGGACGAGCGGUGGUGA